Messenger RNA from Nymphaea colorata (pocket water lily), 3046 nucleotides. RefSeq lists its product as uncharacterized. The coding region runs from base 817 to 2262 and encodes 481 amino acids. Gene Ontology annotation, molecular function: protein dimerization activity. The transcript has 3 exons. The record is from RefSeq and is a predicted model, not a curated record. NCBI's taxonomy places the organism in Eukaryota, Viridiplantae, Streptophyta, Magnoliopsida, Nymphaeales, Nymphaeaceae.
GGACGAGUUUUUAGAGUUUAGGGUUUUCAGAUUUGGGAACGGUGAAAUCCCGGGGAUUUCCGAUUUCGGGCGAGGUUUCCGACAUCAAAUUCUCCGGCGGAGCAGACCGGCGUCUUCUUUUUUGUGUCGAGUUGCAGUUUCCGGCACCGUGCAGACCUUCGACAGCUUUCCGGCACCGUGUAGACCUCCGACUGCUACAUCCGACCACGCUCUCGUGCUCAGGACCUCAGUUGUUUGAUACUUGACAGCUGCAUAAAAUGCCUAGAGGGAAGGACAUGUUUUGGUCACAUGCAACUCAAAGCGAUGAUGGGAAGUUGAUUUGUGAAUUUUGUUCUGAGCAAUAUGCCGGAGGAAUUACACGAUUUAAGUAUCAUUUGGCUGGACUUCAUGGCAAUGAUGCUGCUCCAUGUCCUAAUGUGCCUGAAAAUGUCAAGCAAAGGGCAAUCAUAGCUUGUGGAGUUAUUUCUGACAGACCCAUGAAGAAGGGGAGAAUGCAAAGUGGAAGUGAAUCACAUUCAAGUGUAGGUUCAUCAUCUUCAGGCAGCAAUUUUUUUUGUGGAACUUUGUCUGAGGGAGGAACAGGACAAGGCCAACAACAAACAAUUCCAGGCAUGAUGAAAAAAGUAGAAAAAGAUUUUGUGGAUAAGCUUCUACUGAAAGGUAUUGUAAUGAAUAACUUGCCUUUCAACUUGCUUCAAUCAGUGGAUUUCAAAAAUUUUGUUGCUGCUGCUACAAACUUUGGACCAGGGUACAUUCUCCCGAGCUCUGAAACUACUAGAUGAAGCAAGAAAAGAUGCUCUAGUAUAUGUUGAUGAAAUGAAGAAAACAUGGACAGAAUCUGGAUGCACAAUUAUGUCUGAUAUUUGGAAAGACACGAUUAGAAGCAGGUUCUAUAUAAACUUGUUGGUGAGCUCUCCAACUGGCACCGUAUUUUGGAAGGCAAGUCAAGUUGAAAAAGGCCCUAAAAGUGCAGAAUUUAUAGUUGAUUUUUUAUCUCCAACUAUAGAAGAAAUUGGGGCAAACAAUGUUGUACAGAUUGUUACUGAUAAUGGAAGCAAUUAUAGAAAAGCAAAACGUAUUCUUGAAGGAAAAUAUCCAAACAUUUUUACCACAUCUUGUGCUGCCCAUUGCAUUGACUUAAUGCUUGAAGACAUUGAUAGUUUAGAAGAUGUGAAAAAUAUCAUGUGCAAAGCAAGGCCGGCUGUCAAGUUCUUAUAUAAUAAGCAACAAGCUUUAGAUAUAAUGAGAACUUAUACAAAGGGAAAGGAGUUGAGGAGGCCCGGUGUGACUAGAUUUGCCUCUCAAUUUAUUUGUUUGGAUUCCAUCUUAAAACAAGAAGAGGGCCUGAAAUUUAUGGUUGCCUCCAAUGAUUGGAGACAUGUUGAAAACACUGAAAAAAAUGAUGCAAAAGAACUUACAAGGCUCAUUCAAAAUGAAGAUUUUUGGAGAAAGGGAAAAGAAAUAAUAAGGUUUGUUGAACCAUUAGUGAGAGUACUUAAGAUGGUAGAUGGGGAAGGAGCCACUAUGGGCUAUUUGUAUGAAGCACUUGAUAGAGCUAAAGAAACUAUCAAGAGUGCAUGCAACAACAUGAGAGAAAAAUAUAUGCCAUAUUGGAGUAUAAUUGACAAGAGAUGGAACCGUAAUUUGAACAGUCCCAUAUAUGCCGCAGCAGCUUAUCUAAAUCCUCAUUUGUUCUGGAAUAAUAAAGUAAGGAUGAAUGAUGAAGUUCGGAAAGGUUUGGAGUUAGCAAUAGAAAAACUUCUUGUUCCUGAGGAUUGUGCAAAUAUGUCUCUUGAAUUGGCCAAAUAUCAAACCAGACAUCCAUCAUUAUUUCGUUGUGAGCUAUCCAUGAAUAUUAUUGACACUUCUCAUCCACGUGUUUGGUGGUUGAUAUGUGGAUGUUCUGUUCCUAUUCUUCAAAGAGUAGCAAUCAAAAUUUUAAGCCAGCCAUGCAGUGCAUCAGCUUGCGAAAGAAAUUGGAGUGCAUUUGAAGCUGUUCAUACAAAGAAGAGAAGCAAUCUUUUACCAUCUAGAGUAACUGAUUUGGUAUUCAUUAGAAUGAACAUGCAUUUGCAAAGCAUGGCUGCAGAAAUGGCAAACAUAAAUGCAGAUCGAAUCUAUAUUGACCAUGUGAAUCCAUUUCCAGAAGCAGAAAAUUUAGAGGUUGGGUUGUCUUCAGAUUUAGAAGAAGAAGAUGAUGAAGAAUGCGGACCAAGUAGAACCAAUGAAGAAGAUGACUCUACUUCAUUGGAUGAAGAUUAAUGCUGUAUACAAUUCUUUUCCUCGAAGCAAUUAUAUGUGAUAGUUACUGGGAUGACACUGCUUUUUUUUUCCCUUUGUGUUUGUAUAUGUGCCUUUUUUCCUUUCCUUGAAAGUUCACUCUUAUAACACCACCACUAACCACAUUGUUAUCAUCUUCCAUUGAAUUGGCUGACAAUUAUCAACUCCUGUUUGUGUUGGUCAUUUGUUUGUUGGACUUGGAAACAUAGCUUCAUGGAUCAAUGUUAACUGAGUUACAUGUCAAUAUUUCUAACAAAAUGCAAAGCACGUGGUCAAUAAUAUAUUCCUUAUUUUUUGCAAUUCAUCGAUAUUGUUACUGUCCUGGUAGUGUCAGAACUGCAGGUGGCAUUUGCUAGCUGUGACCAAGACAAACAGGGUCAUCAUUUACAUCUCCUGCAGUUCUAGAGAAUUACUUGAAUGCGGGGCACUACUAUCAUCCAUUCUUUAUGCAGUCCAGCAAGUCUUGCUUUCAAUGGAUGUUGAUGGUGGGGAAGGUUUUGUUGAUUAUCCACCUAUUGUAUUCAGGCUUUUUGAUCAGUAACCAAACAUUUUUUAUUGAAUAUGCAGCAGAGAGAUUUACUGCGGAACAGUCAAUAUUUGUCUUUUUUUAUAUUUAAUUGUUAUUAUGACAGUUACAAUAUUCAUUGUCGAUUGUGUUGUUUAAAGCUUCAAAUGCAUAUCCAGGGACUUGAUCAUUCAUCUGUACCAAUAACAUUGCAUAAGUUUUGCAUAACAUUUAUUUAAAUAACUUUAGAAAAUUUUGCCU